AUGACGACCUCACAGCAUUCCAUCUUCCAUCGAUUGGCUCACGACCGUCCUCAUGGCCCUGCGCUGGCGAACAGCAAUACCGAUAAUACGGUGGAGAACCACAUAGGCGGAGCUCCACAAGCCGCGCCUCCAAAUCCUUCCACAUUUUACAAGACAUACCUUGACACAAACGUACAACUGCUCGCCGACCGGGACUACUUCGAGCCAAAUGAUGAUGGUUACACAUGCUAUUCAGGAGCUGCUGCAGGUCACAACACAUCGUUGGAUGAUGCGCCAGUCGAAGGUCACGCCGGCGCGUACAGACUCGCCGUACGUCUUGCAAAUCGUUCCAACGGAGCUCCACUUGCUACAAUCAUUGAGCAGGGCUCUUACUCCACACUGAAUUCGCGCGGAUCUCUUCUCAGCGCGGGUCGCUUUCCUUCUCUCAGAGCCCCAGACAAUUCUUCGCCAAACCGGCGGAGAUCACGCAGCUUGGAUGAGAAAGCCCUGCACGAUAUUCAGGAAGACAUGGCUCGAGAGACUGACUCGUCUGCAGUGGCUGUGCCGCAGACAAGGCUGAAUAGUGAGCACGAUGCAGUGGAUCCGGCAAGCGGCACUGCCACACCCUUGACAUCAUACCGCUUUGAGGCGCAACCAUCCUCUUCUAGUCAUUCGGACGACGAGAUGUGCGAUCACGAUGAUCGCGGUGUCAGGGGAUUCAUUCGUGGCGUUCUGCAAAACGUGCGAGGCGUUUCGAGGACCCGGUCUCGAUCAUCCUCAAUGACGCAUGCGCUUAUCAUGAAGCAUCGGGGCAGCCCACUCUCUGCCAGCGAGAGUAGCCCCCAGUUCAAUCAACAUAGCCAUGAUACGGAAGCCUUCCGCCAAUCACAGCAUAGUCGUAACACCUCAACUCGCUCAUCUGAAGGUGCGACUAUUCCGCCAGCCCUCGGAGAUCAGACCAGAAAUCGCGCAACUCCCGUUUCAGGCACCGAGCGUUCAGCUCGGAUGUACCCGUCUCAUGCACAAUCUCGCUCAGAUGCUACUGAAUUAAGUACUGUCUGCGGCUCCAUGCUUCCUGUGCUGCCUAAUCGAGAUGCAACGCGCUCGCAUGAGCGGCCCUUCUCGACGCCCGUUGUGCACGCAGGAACACGCGAUGUGGCGCAAGACGAAAGUACAGCCCAAGCCUCAACAUACCAUCAUGACAUGUUUGACAUCUCAGCUCGUUACACUUUCGAAGGCGUUCCCAUGUUUCGUGGACAGCUGUCUUCAGACAAGGAAACGGGCAUUGCAAGGGACGUGUUCUCAAGCCAGAACGCCAGUUUCUGUAGCACCAUGUCGACUUCAUACUCUGGGACUGUCCUCGGUGUUGAUGUUGACUUGCAACAUGACUUCAGCCAUUCAAUUCGUCGUUCGCAGUCGCCACCAACACCUGUUUGGUUCACACCACAGAUGGCAGAGCUGGAACGUCAAGCGUCGUCGCCACCAUCACCAGAGCCUAGAAAGAAAAUUUCUCCCAACCACGUUCAAUGUCACUCAAUCACAUCGUCCGCAUUGACAUCUCUACUACCCCUAGCAGCAGCAACCGGGAUUGUGCAACCAAAUUACAAAACCCCUACGAUUUCAUUCUACUCGCCGUCUGGCAAUCUCAUCCAGCCUGAAAGCAGCUCACCUCUAGGCCCCGAGUCUUCGGAUUAUAGUGGCUCGCCGACGAUCACCACAUCUUACUACAACAGGCAGGAUGCCGCUACAGCAUUACCUAUUGGAGGCGUACCUACUCGACCACUUCUGAUGCCGAUGACUACCCUUCCUACGCCCAAAGCUCCACUUCCACUACAUUUACAGCAUCAUCACAAUUACCGUCGCCCCGAGAUGUCUCAGAUAAGCUCUCGUGGGUCAUCUGUCACUUCUAAAAGACCAGUCAAAGGCUGUGACGGAUUUGUGCGUGAGAACAGCCUCACUCCUCGGAGCGGCAUCUUCUUUCCACAUGGAGGAGAUGAAGCCCACCGCACAGCAAGGCUCACUCUGCAUGAUCUCAAAGCCGAGGCAAGGUUCUACAAGGCACGGUUCCUUGGAAUGGCAGCUUCCCAGUCGUUUGCUCCCUCCAUUCCGAAGGGAAAGACUUUACAGAAACGGCGUAUUCACAAUUAUGAUACUUACGCUAUGAAGCCCCAAACAGAACCUCGGACGGAUAGGUCUAGACAAGAUACGCUAGGUUCUCUUACAGCUCACGCGUUGCGGAUUUGCUUCUGCCAACCGUACGACGGUGCAGGACUCUCGACACACGCCACUGCCGCGAGGCCGCGCAAGGCUGGCCAACCAUUUCCUGCGAACGGUAAGAUGGAGGUAGAUCAAGAGGCGCACGAUGCCGAGCGCUCAUUGCCUAUUGCGAGAGUCGUUGGCAGCGGGAAACGGACUGACGGUGGGAACGCAAGAAAGGCGUCCAGGACAGGCAGCGCCUUCAGCAGCACGUCCCAGCGAGCAUCACGUACCGGCGCAGCGAAGAUCAAAGCCGAUUGA
This is a messenger RNA of Boeremia exigua, 2496 nucleotides long. RefSeq lists its product as uncharacterized. The coding region runs from base 1 to 2496 and encodes 831 amino acids. NCBI's taxonomy places the organism in Eukaryota, Fungi, Ascomycota, Dothideomycetes, Pleosporales, Didymellaceae. The transcript has a single exon. The record is from RefSeq and is a predicted model, not a curated record.